Messenger RNA from Brassica napus (rape), 1085 nucleotides. RefSeq names its product protein LSD1-like. The record is from RefSeq and is a predicted model, not a curated record. The coding region runs from base 221 to 772 and encodes 183 amino acids. The transcript is spliced from 7 exons. Lineage: Eukaryota; Viridiplantae; Streptophyta; Magnoliopsida; Brassicales; Brassicaceae.
UAUUUAGAUUAAUGGAAAGUUGGUUUUUGUUACGGAGAAUCCGUGAGAGUUUGGUAAUUAAAUACACGUUUUUUUUCGAUUUAAGACUGCGGUAUCAGGUAAAAACAAAAAGCAUAAAAUUACGUAAAAAAAAAGAGAUAAAUCGAAAACCUAUUUGUCCAUUUCUCAAUUUGGAUUGGCUCUCGAGUUCGAUCUUCCCUUCCCAUCUUCUCCAAUCGAGAUGCAGGACCAGCUCGUGUGUCAUGGCUGUAGAAACACAUUGCUCUAUCCUAGAGGAGCUACCAACGUUCGUUGUGCCUUAUGCAACACUGUCAACAUGAUCCCUCAUCAUCCUUCUCCUCAUGCUCGUGCAGGGAUGGACAUGGCUCACAUUGUAUGUGGUGGUUGUCGAACUAUGCUUAUGUAUACCCGUGGGGGAACUAGCGUCAGAUGCUCUUGCUGUCAGACUCUCAACCUUGUUCCAGCACCAACACCAUCCAAUCAGUUUGCGCAUAUCAACUGUGGGAACUGUCGGACGACACUCAUGUAUCCGUACGGUGCAUCAUCUGUUAAAUGCGCUGUUUGCCAGUUCGUUACUAACGUUAAUCUGAUGGGCAAUGGAAGGGUGCCUAACAUGCAAAAUGGAGCAGCCUCUCCCCGGACUAUAUCUACAUCCACUUCAACACCACCGUCUAAGACACAAACCGUUGUUGUAGAAAACCCAAUGUCGGUUAAUGAAAGUGGAAAGUUGGUGAGCAACGUUGUGGUUGGAGUGACAACAUGCAAAAAAUAACCCAAGAAUUGAGUGAUCUGAAAGAGAUCAUAUCAAGCGUUCUGGUUUGUGCAUAUUACAUAUCUCUUGACAACUUUUUAACCCAAGGAAAAGGCUUAGUGAGAAUCACUUGUUUGAGUUUUCUUUUGGGGUUUUUUCUUAUCAAAGUUGAUGCACACAAAGGUUUUACAUUUUGUCCAAUGAUCUGGCACUUAUACUUGUAGAUUUGUACACUCCAUUGGCCAUUUGUGGCAUUGUUAAUGUAUGUAUUAAUAUAAUCUGAUACACCAACCAAACAGUAAUAUUUGGGUUUGAAAAUAUGUUUCUUCUGUGA